AUGCCUCCCCGCCACCAAACCCUCCCACCAGCCCAAACGUCGUCCGCGCGCGAAGCCCUCCAGUCCUUCUACUGCCAGCUCUGCCAAAAGGGCUACUCGCGCAUGAACGACUACGAGGCGCACCUCGGCAGCUACGAUCACAGCCACAAGCAGCGUCUCAAGGACAUGAAGGCCAUGGUGCGCGACCCGACCGCCGCCGCCCGCGCCCGCCGCCAGGAGCAAAAGGCCGAGGGCGUCAUUAGUAUCAAGCUCGGCGAGGCGGCGGGUGGUGCGGGUGGUGCGGUUGCGGGUGCGGCUGUGGGUGGGUUCAAGAAGGGCGGGUUUAAGAAGACUGGAUUUAAAUCCGCUUUUUUGCCCGUUGGUGAUGGCGGUGGUGCGGGUGAAGCGAAGGGAGAUGUUGCUGCUGCGGGGGAGAGAAAAGAGGGGGGAGAGAAGACGGGGUUGAGGAGUGCACUUGUCGAGAGCGAUACCGAGGAUGAAGGGUACGAGGUGUACGACCCCCGCAAGCCGACCGACUGA
Parathielavia appendiculata is the source of this 519-nucleotide messenger RNA. RefSeq lists its product as uncharacterized. The transcript has 2 exons. The record is from RefSeq and is a predicted model, not a curated record. Bases 1 to 519 code for a protein of 172 amino acids. NCBI's taxonomy places the organism in Eukaryota, Fungi, Ascomycota, Sordariomycetes, Sordariales, Chaetomiaceae. Gene Ontology annotation, molecular function: nucleic acid binding; zinc ion binding.